This is a messenger RNA of Mytilinidion resinicola, 1980 nucleotides long. RefSeq lists its product as uncharacterized. NCBI's taxonomy places the organism in Eukaryota, Fungi, Ascomycota, Dothideomycetes, Mytilinidiales, Mytilinidiaceae. Bases 204 to 1502 code for a protein of 432 amino acids. Gene Ontology annotation, biological process: regulation of transcription by RNA polymerase II. Gene Ontology annotation, molecular function: transcription coactivator activity. The record is from RefSeq and is a predicted model, not a curated record. Gene Ontology annotation, cellular component: SAGA complex. The transcript is spliced from 4 exons.
CACCAACCUCACGCAACCAAACCGCAUGGCCGCCCUCCCACUUCUGCCAUCAAAACCCCCGCCCACCAUCAAUAAUCCGACCUUUCUUCAUCACCGUUCUUCAUAACCCACCUCCGCCGACCUGCUAGAGAUCUGAAACUCCGCGAAAACCCGUUGCUUCGCGUCCUGCGCGCAGUCGCAAUUCACCCUCCGCGUCGCCAGCCAUGGCGGGCACCAUCCGCCCCGACACCAUCACCGUGUCAACCUCGACUCCCAUCAUCUCCUCCAAAUCUCUCCCAACCACCGCGCCUGCUGUCAAACCGGUAGGAAAGCCUACAGUCACCGCUCCGCGCAUUGAUCUCGAGCCGCUGUACACGGCGCUCAAGUCAGCCGUUGGAGACACAGAUUGGACCAUAUACAAGGAAGCCAUAAGAUGUUUCGUGAUAGGCGAGCUCAACCAAGAGGAACUAUCCCGUCGCAUCGACCCCUUCAUAUGUUGCGAUCCCGCGCGCGAACACCUCCACAAUCAGUUUAUAACUGCAAUAUAUGGCAACACGUACCGAGACCCCCCGGAACCGGGCGUAGCAACAUGGGUCAGCGCGAGUGAUAAGCCGACUGCUGUCACCAAGUCUGCGACGGGUGACGAGGGGGAGGAGAGGUUGAAGAAGGAGAUUAUGCAGCUACCGAGGCGAGAGCGGAAGCGGCUAAAGACUAUUCAAGAUGCGUCGCCUUACGAUCAUUUCUCACAGACCAUGACGGACUAUCAUGGUGCGCGACAAAUUAAGCCUCCAGAUACCGGUCCUGCAUCCGCGGGCGGAUAUAGCAAGACCAACUGGGACCUCGAAAUCCGGAAACGGUACGCCCAACCUCUAUUUAGCGAAACGAACGAAUUUCCAGACCGCGAAACUAUUGCUGCGCGCAUGGUGCCCAUAUGCUACGAAGAAGGUCUCGCAAACGGUGCAGCACCAGGGGCUGCGGAUUUCUUGAACAUUGCUACGGAGGCCUACAUCAAGGAAGCACUAUCGAAUAUUCUCGGUCGUAUCUCCUCAAAUGGUGCACCAUAUGUCAAAACCGCCAGCUACAAGCGACGGUUAGAGGCCGAAGAAGAGAAAUUUGCUCGCGGCGAAGUGGUUAAGAACCCCGGUGGUCGAUUACCGGUAGAGGUUGAGUCGGCAGCCGCACGACCACCACUAAGCAUGGAAGAUCUGAAACUCGUCCUCCUACUUGGUGACAGCUACCUCGGUCAAGUACCCCUGAUCGCGGGCCAGAUCACAAAUGGUGGCCAUUUAGACGUCGAGUUCGAGGGCCGAGAAGUGGGCGAUGAAAUAGCUAAAACACCGGACCGAAGAGAAAGAGUAAACGGCGUCAACGGUGCUGCUAAAGGCCUCACUAACGGCGUUGGUCAUGGCGCCGGUGCUGAUGCUGCGCUCGAUGACGCUGAAUGGACAUGGCAGGGCGGUUCCACAGCUGAUCAAGAUACGCUCAACUCGGUACUCGAUCAAGUCCUUGCUCUGGGAACUUGAUCGCGUCACUAUUCUCUGCAUUCACAUUCAAACGGCGCAGCUUUCCGCUGGGUUUCAAUUACGGCAUUUGGCUUUUUUGCAUCAAUUUUGGCGUUUUUUUUGCACUCUGCGUGCAUGCAGUUGUGGCUUUAGCAUAUUUCGGCGUUGGUUUUUGUCUUCUCUUUUUCUAGAUUCCUCCUGAGUCUCUGUUGGCAUGAGCUUUGUAUAAAUUUUCCUUGCGGCGCGUCAGGCUUUGGGUGGAAAAGGAUCGCGGCUUGAUACCCUGGAUUUGCAUGUUGGAUUGGGCGGUUACAUGAACCUCCCUCGUAUGUUCUGGAUUCGAGAGACGAAAUGGAGAUGAUUCAAUGCUUCUUGCUACUGUCUUGGGUGCUUCAACCUCCUUUUUGGAACUCUGAUCGAGGCAAAAGGUCACUACUCCGACCAAGCGGUGGAAUUAUACAGGGAAACCAUCGAGGAAGACACGGUUGAAACGGUAGGC